Messenger RNA from Anthonomus grandis grandis, 987 nucleotides. RefSeq lists its product as uncharacterized. Gene Ontology annotation, cellular component: nucleus. The record is from RefSeq and is a predicted model, not a curated record. NCBI's taxonomy places the organism in Eukaryota, Metazoa, Arthropoda, Insecta, Coleoptera, Curculionidae. The coding region runs from base 1 to 987 and encodes 328 amino acids. The transcript has a single exon. Gene Ontology annotation, molecular function: DNA binding.
AUGUUUGGCCUGAAUACAACAGAGGUCAGGCAAUUGGCAUUUGAAUUAACUGAAAGGAAGAAGUUACCCCACAGAUUUAACAGGAUUAAGAAAAAGGCUGGCUGGGAUUGGCUUGUGGGCUUUAGGGGGCGCAAUCUUGACAUUUCACUCAGAACACCGGAACCAACUUCAGCGGCUCGUACACAGGGUUUCAAUAAGCCACAAGUUGAAAAAAAUUUCAAUUUAUUGGAACAUACAGUAGCGGAACAUAACAUAACCUUUUACCGUAUCUACAAUGUUGAUGAGUCUGCGCUUUCUACGGUUCAACGUCCGCAAAAAAUUAUGGCCACAAAGGGAAGAAAGCAGGUUGGUGCCAUUACAAGUGCAGAACGGGGGGCACACACUUCUGUAGUUUGUGCUAUGAAUCCAAUAGGUAAUUUUGUGCCACCGGCUCUGAUUUUUUCUCGAAAAAAAUGGAAGCCACAGUUAAUUGAUGACACACCAGCUGGGAUAUUGGGCUUGUGUCAAGAAUCGGGCUGGAUGACAGAUGACCUAUUUUGUAAGUGGCUGAAACAUUUUAUAAAGUUUACACAUUCAUCUCAAAAUAACAAAACCCUCUUACUGCUUGAUGGUCACGUUAGCCACAAACAAUUGGAAGUUAUUACGUUGGCUAAAGAAAAUGGUUUCCUAAUGAUUUGCUUUCAUCCGCACUGCACACACCGAUUACAACCCCUGGAUGUAUCAUUUUUUGGUCCUCUAUCUGCCUAUUAUAAUCAAGCGAUUACAAAGUGGCUCAAGAAUAAUCCAGGUCGCACUGUAUCUCCUUUUCAAGUAGGAAAGCUAUUUUCUGAAGCCUAUGAACGCAGUGCAACUAUGGAAAAUGCCGUUAGUGGGUUCAGGAAAACAGGAAUCCAUCCGUUUAACGCCAAUGUUUUUCCCGACUGGAUGUUCGCUGCGUCAUUAACAACCACCAUCCCUGAACAAAAUGAUCCCGAAUUACAAACAUGA